Fonsecaea multimorphosa CBS 102226 is the source of this 951-nucleotide messenger RNA. RefSeq lists its product as uncharacterized. The coding region runs from base 1 to 951 and encodes 316 amino acids. The transcript has a single exon. Lineage: Eukaryota; Fungi; Ascomycota; Eurotiomycetes; Chaetothyriales; Herpotrichiellaceae. The record is from RefSeq and is a predicted model, not a curated record.
AUGGGAGCUGACACAAAGCCUACCCCAGCACCGGUUGCGUACCUUGAUUCCACAGAGAUCUACUUCCCCAGCUCCAUUGCCGGUCAGUUAACCCACACCCAUCCCGAAGAUGGCUCGGGGAACAACAUCACCGGCGCUCCAUCACCCUUGACGCUCGACAACCUCAACAGUCUCAACAAUUUCGCGUCGGGUGGUACGGACGUGUACCUCACAUCGGACGAAGGCAUCGAGGCUCUCCCGUCGUGGUUCCGCGGCGUCGAGCCAGAUUCUACCGGCUCGACAGGCCCCACGAUCGCGAGCCUGAUCAUCACCGUCUCCAAGCCCAACAACACCCUCGACGCGUUCUACUUUUACUUCUACGCCUACAACCAGGGGAACUGGGUCUUGAACCUGCCCUCGCUCGAGUUCGGCGACCACGUGGGUGAUUGGGAGCACACGAUGGUCCGCUUCGUCAACGGCGCCCCCCAGGCGAUGUGGUUCAGCCAACACACGUCGGGCGAGGCAUUCACCUACUCGGCCGUCCAGAAAUACAACAACGGCGACCGACCCGUCGUGUACAUCGCCAACGGCACACACGCCAACUACGCCAUCCCCGGCACGCACGACCACACCAUCCCGGGCCUCAACUCCCCCAUCGGACCGCUGGAGGACCACACCGACGCCGGCGUCUUCUGGGACCCCUUCGUCGCGAGCAUCCCCUACACUUACAGCUAUGACAACUCGACCGGCGUCUUCACCGCGUACAACGGCCAGGACCCCACGGGCUACCUAGACUUCGCGGGCCAGUGGGGAGACAACCAACUCCCGGACAGCACGCCGGGCCAGGUCGACGUCUUUGGAGAGCGCAAGUACGUCGCCGGUCCCACGGGGCCCAGGGACAAGGAUCUGGGCCGAACCAAUGUCUGUCCCGACGGCCAGAGCUGUGAUGUCUUGAGCAUUCUGCUGCCUUGA